CUAACUGUUACACCGUCAGAAGAGGAAACGCUGGAGGACUGAGUGUCUGUAGCAAGUCAACACCAUCUGGAAGAUUGGAAGCGACAUGUCUGCCAGUCUCACCACAGACAGCAGUUCCUCUGGGUUCACCACUGCAGCCCCCCCCAGCACGGGUGUCAGUGUGGAGGCUGCCGACAUCGCUGUGGUUGUCGUCUACUUUAUUUUUGUCAUGGGGGUUGGAAUCUGGUCAUCAGCCCGAGCCAGUCGCAGCACUGUGAGGGGGUACUUCUUGGCUGGCCGAUCAAUGAGCUGGUGGCCUAUCGGAGCCUCUCUGAUGUCCAGUAAUGUUGGCAGCGGUCUGUUUAUCGGCCUAGCGGGAACAGGAGCAGCCGGAGGCAUCGCUGUCGGGGGAUUUGAAUGGAACGCCUCGUGGGUGCUGGUGGCUCUGGGUUGGAUCUUCAUCCCCGUCUACAUCUCCGCUGGUGUGGUCACCAUGCCGGAAUACCUGGGCAAGCGCUUUGGCGGCCAGAGGAUACGCAUAUACAUGUCUGUCCUGUCACUCAUUCUCUACAUCUUCACCAAAAUAUCUACAGAUAUUUUUUCGGGGGCGAUGUUUAUCCAGGUGUCGAUGGGCUGGGAUCUCUACCUGUCCACAGGUAUACUGCUGCUGGUCACUGCUGUUUACACUGUGGCAGGUGGUUUGGCAGCAGUGAUCUACACUGAUGCGCUCCAGACUUUGAUCAUGGUUGGGGGGGCCUUUGCACUAAUGUUCAUAGCAUUCUCCAAAAUUGGUGGGUACGAGGGCCUUGUGGAGAGUUAUAUGUUAGCUGUUCCCUCUGUGACAGUCGCUAACACCACCUGCCACCUCCCUCGCAGCGACGCCUUCCGCCUGUUCAGAGACCCGGUGUCAGGGGACCUGCCCUGGCCCGGUCUGCUGUUCGGCCUCACCGUACUGGCUACAUGGUGCUGGUGCACAGAUCAGGUUAUAGUCCAGAGGUCUCUGUCUGCCAAGUCUUUGUCUCAUGCCAAAGCAGGCAGUGUGUUGGGAGGCUACCUCAAAGUGCUGCCAAUGUUCUUCAUCGUCAUGCCAGGGAUGAUCAGCCGAGCACUGUUCCCAGAUGAGGUAGGCUGUGUGGAUCCAGCAGUGUGUCAGAGUGUGUGUGGAACUCCAGUUGGCUGCUCCAAUAUAGCCUACCCUAAACUAGUGGUGGAGCUAAUGCCUGUGGGUCUUCGUGGUCUGAUGCUAGCAGUGAUGCUAGCUGCUCUGAUGUCAUCUCUGACCUCUAUCUUUAACAGCAGCUCCACUCUGUUCACCCUGGAUCUAUACCACAGAGCCCGGCCUGCAGCCUCAGAGAGGGAGCUCAUGAUAGUGGGACGGGUGUUCAUCCUUGUCUUGGUGUGUGUUAGUCUGUUGUGGAUUCCAGUCAUCCAAACAGCCAACAGUGGACAGCUGUUUGAUUACAUCCAGUCAGUGACCAGCUUUCUAGCUCCGCCCAUUACGGCUGUUUUCCUGAUGGCUAUCUUCUGGCCACGUGCCAACGAGCAGGGUGCAUUCUGGGGUCUGAUGAGUGGCCUGCUGGUGGGACUGAUCCGCAUGGUUCUGGAGUUCUCCUAUGCAUCUCCCUCCUGUGGUCAGCCAGACCGGCGGCCUGCUGUCCUGGCCGAUGUCCACUACCUGUACUUUGCUCUCAUCCUGCUGGCGCUCACCUGCCUGGUCAUCGCUGCUGUCAGCCUGGCCACCGCCCCGAUACCUGCUCAACAUCUGCACCGGCUGACCUGGUGGUCCAGACACAGCCAGGAGCCUCGGAUUGACCUCACGGCUCCCCAGAUGACCUCUGACCCCAGUCCGGACUCUGAGCGGGGGCCAGAGUCGCGGUGGAGGAGCAUUGCUGCGCGGCUCUGCUGUCUAACCAGCCCGAGCUCUGGUUCUGUGAGUCCAAAGGCGGAGAGCAGCGAGCUGAACUCUCUGGCGGAGCGGCCGCUCUGGAGACGCGUGUGCAACGUCAACGCCCUGCUGCUGCUGGCCGCUAACGUCUUCCUCUGGGGAUACUUCGCCUGAUCCAUGAUCAGUAAGGUUACACUGGUGGACUGGACUGGCAUUUUAUCCUUUUUGGGUCAAUGAAAAGAAACAAAAC
This is a messenger RNA of Etheostoma spectabile (orangethroat darter), 2114 nucleotides long. RefSeq names its product solute carrier family 5 member 9 (gene slc5a9). The record is from RefSeq and is a predicted model, not a curated record. The transcript is spliced from 14 exons. Gene Ontology annotation, molecular function: D-glucose:sodium symporter activity. Gene Ontology annotation, cellular component: plasma membrane. The coding region runs from base 86 to 2038 and encodes 650 amino acids. Gene Ontology annotation, biological process: transmembrane transport. NCBI's taxonomy places the organism in Eukaryota, Metazoa, Chordata, Actinopteri, Perciformes, Percidae.